GCUACAAACAAAACGGGCUCCUGAUCAACUCACUGGAGGAGGCCUCUAAGGAAGCAGGACAAGCCCUGGUGUUGAAGACUGCGACCCCUCCUUUUGAGAGCCAACACCAUCAUUUGUUGCACUGCUUGGAGAAAACCACGAACCACGAGUUCGUGGACGAGCAGACGUUUCAGACCAACUGCAUGGAGGUCUCCGUGGUGAACAAGUCGGGCUCUCGCUCCUCCUCGAUGUCUUCGUCUCCGCACGGCCUCGGCUCGUGCUGCUCCCGACGGCACAAGAAGAAGAGCAGCUUCAGCCCGCCGAGCACCAACAACCAGGAGCUCAGCACCAUCCAGAUCAGAGAAAGGCCGGUGUCCAACAGCCGUUCCAGCCUGAAUGCCAAACUCGAUGAGACUAUGCCCUUGAAAUGUGACGAACCCUACAUCAGCCCGUCCAUGGUCAGCCUGUCUGCCCCGGUGGUGACCUCAGCGGACGAGGACGCCUCCACCACCACCACAGCGUACUCUCAGAGCAACAUUGUCCGAGUAUCUGCCUUGUAGAUGUCACAUCUAUAUCUGAUCUGAUCAGCUAACUUGUCUCAAGAAGCACCAGAUGCUGAGGAGAGGGACCACCGAGCAUCAACCUGCCAUAAUCAAGACGGAUUAUAAGAUUAACAGAGGUUGGAUUUUUUUUUUUUCUGAAGUAGAAAAUUUCAUCUGAUGUCAAACUCUGCAUGGUAUUAAAAGCGAUGUGGACAGCUGCCCUGGACGUAGACGUGAACCAGCAGAUCCUGCUCUGU
Molecule: messenger RNA, 778 nt
Organism: Nematolebias whitei (Rio pearlfish)
Lineage: Eukaryota; Metazoa; Chordata; Actinopteri; Cyprinodontiformes; Rivulidae
Product: potassium voltage-gated channel subfamily D member 2-like
Exons: 4
Coding region: 183-539 (118 amino acids)
Source: RefSeq, a predicted model, not a curated record